Molecule: messenger RNA, 2115 nt
Organism: Micropterus salmoides (largemouth bass)
Lineage: Eukaryota; Metazoa; Chordata; Actinopteri; Centrarchiformes; Centrarchidae
Gene: iqck
Product: IQ motif containing K
Exons: 9
Coding region: 78-1112 (344 amino acids)
Molecular function (GO): protein binding
Source: RefSeq, a predicted model, not a curated record
CUUGUGUUUACACCGGAAGUCAGAGGCAUGACUACUUCCCUGGCACCCAGCGAGUCCCUGGCAACCAUUACACAAUAAUGGCGAACAUAAGCAGUGCCAAAAAAUCCCUUUGGCAACAAGUGUGUGAAGAGUAUGAGGCAGAGCAGCCAAGUCCUCCCAGUGCUGUGUGGACAGAUAUCAGCUCAGUUAGCACCCAGCUCUCCCAGUAUAGCACAAGUACACCUUCCCCGGUCUUAUAUGGACUCACCACAGCCAAGGAGUUUGUGGAGGAUGAACCUCUGAGAGACUUUGACCCUCUUCUUAGCCACCCUGCUCUUGCUGGCUACUCUGUGUUAGGAAAACCUCAUCUUUCAAGCCAGAAGUGCCUGUCAACAGCUGAAACUACUUUGCCACCACAGCUGCGUGAACCACGCAUUACACGUUUUUUGGAGAGGAGAGUGUUUCCAGUGUUGCUGCCUGGACUGGAGGCUUUGCUAAAAGAAGCCCGGAAACACGGCUGUUUCGAGAGGAAAAUAACAGCAUUUAACCCGUGCGACUUCCUAACUGAGUGGCUCUACAACCGCAACCCCCGCAGGCAAGGACAGAUCCCAGUAAACUUCCAUGAUAUCCCCUUUGUCAAGGACUGGCUUAGCAUGCAUCCCAGGCCUCCCAUCCCUCUGUUUCUGCUGCUGAGCGAGGAUCAGGCUGCUCUGCUCAUCCAGGCUUUCUGGAGGGGAUACAAGAUCAGGGCACGGCCAGAUGUGCAGGAGCUGCGCCAAUGGCAGAAAGAACUGAGAGAGAACCGUGACAUUGCCAAAACUGUCGAGCAGUUCUGGGUCCUACGAGAGAGCCGGGUUGGCUCUGCCAUGACAGAUCUUCCAGAGAGCCCAGAGCCCGGCAACUCACACGUGUCCAUCCAUGUAAUUUCACCCAGCCCCCAGAGCACCUUGGUCUACACCCCCACCGCCCAGCUGACCCAUGAGGGAGGUGAGUUGCUGACCCCCAGCCUGCACAGCAUGGAGAAAAUGGCCUCCACACCAUCACUGACUGGUUUCCUGGCUGUAUCCGAGCCUGGUGACAAAUCCCCGGCUGCAGAAUCUCCGUCUGUACUAGGAACUCAAAACCAGAGCUAGACUGGUGGUACUAUUAAUUGAACUCAUUAGCUCUGUGUACAAAGUUUUUCUGGUGUUUAAAGGCUAUUAAACUCUGUGAGGCUGAUGUCAAACUGACCAAAAUGAUCAGUCAAACAAGCAAUUAAAAACGCCUGUAACCAGUUUGAAAUGGCCAGGCAGGGAUUUAUCGUCUGAGAUCCAUGUCUAAUUAGUUGAUUGCUUUCAUUGCCUUUUUGAUGGAUCACCUCCCUUCACAAGUCUCACCCAGCAAAUGAACAGCAUAAAGGACGGGUCACAUAUUACAUUGUCGGGAGAAAAGCCCCUCGUAACAGACUUCAUGCUUUCUCACAGCACCUCUAGCUGGAAGAUAACCCAAUCGUAUUUCCUUUGGCUUGUCAUUUCCUUUUUCCUUAGCAAUAGAUAUCACUCCACAAAAGAGGUUAUAGAAUUUCUGUUCAAGCCCGGAACUGAGGGCAGAAUGAAAGGUGACUCUGCGUGCGAAGCAGCACUUUCUAUCCUGUUUGUCAGAAAAGGAAAUAAGCCUGUCAGGGAAAGAGAUCAUUUGAAAAAAAAAGAUCACUGGUGGAUGAUUGAAAACUAUCUGACAGAGUAACAAAAAGGAAAAUCCCAUAUUUUCCUUAGAUCUCAGUAUUUUAUAAGUGAUAAUAACCUUGUUAAAUAUCCCGUGACACUGUUUGGAUUGAAAGUUAACCUCAGUAAGGCAAGUUGAACAUUGUACCCUAUUUACCGUAUUUUUAACAUUAUACAGUAGCUUAUGUGUUUUAUGUUUUCAGGACUAUCUGUGAAUUUGCUUGUAUAUUUUUUUCAUACAUUUCUUUUACAUAUUGUAUUAUGUAUUUUUUUAUCAAUGGUUUUGGUCUUUUGCAAAAUGUACUGAAAAGUAAUUAAUUUUGCAUCACCCCUGCUGUCUCUUUUUGCGCCUUGUCAAAUGUCACGAAUCAGCCAUGGAAAGUUCAGUUUGCAAAAAUAUUCAGGAUUAAAAGACCACAUGCUGCUCAACAGA